AAGCCGGGAAAGGUGCAGUGUUCCGGCAAACCGUGGUUGCAGUAUAUAGAUAGGAGGUCCAUGGCCAAGUGUUAAGAGGGGAAGCAGUUGCCACUACUAGAUUCAAGUGAGCUCAUCAGACCUCGCUCGCACCGGCCGAGCCGGCAGCUAGCCCUCCACCGCCGGUGAGGCCACCAUGGCCAAGCUCGCCGCCCAGCUCAAAAACAAGUUCUUCGGCCUCGUCGGCCGCAUCACCAGCUGUGCCCGUGCCCACAAGGACGCCGCAGCAGGAGUGGCAGAGCCCAAGCCGGUGGCAUCUCAGCAUGUCGAGAUCAGGUCAAGGGGAGGUGCUCCACACGUGGACGGAGGGGCCAAGGGUCACAUCAACAAUGAUGUCGUCUAGAGCAGACGGUGAUCCAUGGAUGGCGAUUCCUCCUAAGCUCCAAGCGUCGAGCGUCCUUCAGAUCAGUGAUUGCUCGAUCUUGUCUUCGUGUCGUCAUUAGCAGCUAUCGUUCUUCAGUGUGUGUAUAGUACGCGUUCUGCUCGCUCUGUUCCAGGCUCUGCUGUGUCGUGGUAAAUGCAUGGUACUGUAAGUGCUAGCUGCUUUAUGCAUGUAAUCAUGUUGAUUAACGGUGUGAUGUCUUUUAUUUGCAAAGCAUAGGCGUGGUGCGUUGUGAUGUGCUUGCUUAAUUAGUAGGCAUAGGUGAUAACCGCACUCUGCGGCAAGAGAGUUCCUUUUAUUAUUUUUCUUUGCUAAAGACUUGUCUCAAGUGCUUGAUUGCGGUUUAUUUGCUAAAGCACUGUGUGUUCUGCAGCUUGUACUUUACACUGUACGCUUCUUGUAUCUUUGUUAGUACAUGAGGCAAACAUUGCAUACACGGGUUC
Molecule: messenger RNA, 864 nt
Organism: Panicum hallii
Lineage: Eukaryota; Viridiplantae; Streptophyta; Magnoliopsida; Poales; Poaceae
Exons: 3
Coding region: 176-382 (68 amino acids)
Source: RefSeq, a predicted model, not a curated record